UGCCUUGGCAAAAUGGAAAAUCGAAAACUUAUGUCAAUGAAAACGAAUUAGAUUUUUGGCAGGUUUGUGGUGUAGGAUUUUCGGUCGAAUUGUAUUCGUUUGGGAUACUUUCCUCUAUUUUGUGUUUUAUAAAUGAUUACAAUCGGUGAUUAUUCAAUAUUAUUUCCAAGUUCAUCAAUAAAGUAAUCAUUAGCGUGUCCUAGAAUAUGUUGAAAAACAAGUGUGACGUCACAAACUCUAUCAGCUGAGGUGUCGAAGGAAGGGUUUUAUAGGAUUGAAGGGCAAAACAAACAAGAUGGGUGGUGCGGUGAGCUCCGGGCGCGACAACAAUGAGCUGAUCGACAACUUGAUGGGCGGCAACUACAUCCGCACGCGGAGCGUGGAGCGGGUGUUCCGCGCGCUGGACCGCGCCGACUACAUGACGCCCGAGAACCGCGACCAGGCCUACAAGGACCUGGCCUGGCGCAACGGGCCCUUACACAUGUCAGCCCCGUGUAUUUAUAGUGAAGUGAUGGAAGGACUGGAGUUGCGGCCUGGCCUGUCCUUCCUCAACGUGGGUUCAGGGACAGGCUACCUCAGCACGCUUGUGGGCCUUAUCCUCGGCUCGGGAGGCAUAAGUCACGGUGUGGAAGUCCAUCCGAUAGUGUUGGAAUAUUCUAUCAAGAAGAUGAGCCAGUUUUUGGAGAACUCUCCAAAUGUGGAUGAGUUUGACUUUUGCCAGCCCAAAUUCUAUGGCGGUAAUGGCCUGUGCCUGGCCCCGCUGCAGGCGCCCUACGACCGCGUGUACUGCGGCGCCGGCUGUCCUGAAGAGUACCAGAACUAUUUUAAACAGCUCAUUAAGGUCGGCGGUAUCCUGGUGAUGCCGCUGAACGACAACCUGAUACAGGUGCGGCGCGUGGGCGACGCGGAGUGGGUGUCCCGCAGCCUGCUCAAUGUGUCCUUCGCCACGCUGCGGGUGCCCACCAAGGAGGAGGCCGCGGAUCUCAUCAAAUUGGAGGAGCAGGCGCCGCCGAAGCUGCAGAUCCUGGCGCGCGGCGUGAUCCGCUCGGCGAUGCGCGCCGGACUCACGCGGCGGCAUCCCGAGCUGCGCGAGCCGCCGCAGCGCCCGCCGCCCGCCAAGAAGUCCUGCCCGCGCCGCAUCUGCAUACCCAUCGAGGACGACAGCGACGUCGAGGGCUUAAACGCACUACACGACCUGGACCGCGACGGCGGUGCGCGCGAAAUGAACGCUCUCCUCAGCUUGGUACUGAGCAUGGGCCAGAACCGCGUGGCCGGCGCGCUGCGCUUCGACCCGCUGGACUCGCCCGGCGACUCCUCCUCCGACGACGAGGACGACGACGUCGACCUGGGCGGCGACGACGACGAUGACGGCGGUGACGGCGGCGAUGGUGGCGGUGACGGUGGCGGCGGCAACAGUGAGAGCGUGCCCAGCGGGUCUGCGCCUUCUUCCAAUGACACAUCUUCGUCGGCCGAUCGGCCCAGCUUCAAUCCGCUGGAUUCCCCCGGUGACUCCUCCUCCGACGACGAGGACGACGACGUCGACCUGGGCGGCGACGACGGCGGUGACGGCGGCGAUGGCGGCGGUGACGGCGGCGGCGGCAACAGUGAGAGCGUGCCCAGCGGGUCUGCGCCUUCUUCCAAUGACACAUCUUCGUCGGCCGAUCGGCCCAGCUUCAAUCCGCUGGCUUCCUCCGGCGACUCCUCCUCCGACGACGAGGACGACGACGUCGACCUGGGCGGCGACGACGACGAUGACGGCGGUGACGGUGGCGACGGCGGCGGUGACGGCGGCGGCGGCGGCAACAGUGAGAGCGUGCCCAGCGGCUUUAAUCCGCUGGAUUCCCCCGGUGACUCCUCCUCCGACGACGAGGAUGACGACGUCGACCUGGGCGGCGACGACGACGACGACGGCGGUGACGGCGGCGAUGGCGGCGGUGACGGCGGCGGCGGCAACAGUGAGAGCGUGCCCAGCGGGUCUGCGCCUUCUUCGAAUGACACAUCUUCGUCGGCCGAUCGACCUAGGGAGGCAUCGACCAGCGACGAGAACCCCCGAGCCAACCCGCGCGCGCGGCGCGGCCUGCUCACGUUCGAGUUCCGCGACUCCGUGGUGGACCGCGCGCCGCCCACGCCGCCCGCCGACAGCCCCGGCGACCCCGCGCCCGACGACAACCCCAGGUCGGGCCCGUCGCACGCGCCGGACGACCCGGACGAGAGCCCGGGCGUGCCGGCCGAGGUGGAGAUCUACCUGGGCAAGUCCAGCCGCGCCGGGCCCUCCUCCAUGGACUGGGAGCCGGCCGCUUCCAGCGCCGACGAGAGCGAAGACGAGCCCGCGACCAAAGACGAUCAAAAGCGGCAGAAGCUGGACAGCGGCAUCGGCGAGGAGACCACACCUAGCAGCGAGGCGUCCCCCUCCCACCCGCGCGACGAGUCCGACGCCUCCCGGCCCGACGACAGCCUGACGGACGACGUCGACGACCGGCAGUCCAGUGAGUGUUGUAUGUUGUGUGCUGGACAGCGGCGUCGGCGAGGAGACCACGCCCAGCAGCCAGGCGUGUCCCUCCCACCCGCGCGACGAGUCCGACGCCUCCCGGCCCGACGACAGCCUGACGGACGACGUCGACGACCGGCAGUCCAGUGAGUGUUGUAUGUUGUGUGCUGGACAGCGGCGUCGGCGAGGAGACCACGCCCAGCAGCCAGGCGUGUCCCUCCCACCCGCGCGACGAGUCCGACGCCUCCCGGCCCGACGACAGCCUGACGGACGACGUCGACGACCGGCAGUCCAGUGAGUGUUGUAUGUUGUGUGCUGGACAGCGGCGUCGGCGAGGAGACCACGCCCAGCAGCCAGGCGUGUCCCUCCCACCCGCGCGACGAGUCCGACGCCUCCCGGCCCGACGACAGCCUGACGGACGACGUCGACGACCGGCAGUCCAGUGAGUGUUGUAUGUUGUGUGCUGGACAGCGGCGUCGGCGAGGAGACCACGCCCAGCAGCCAGGCGUGUCCCUCCCACCCGCGCGACGAGUCCGACGCCUCCCGGCCCGACGACAGCCUGACGGACGACGUCGACGACCGGCAGUCCAGUGAGUGUUGUAUGUUGUGUGCUGGACAGCGGCGUCGGCGAGGAGACCACGCCCAGCAGCCAGGCGUGUCCCUCCCACCCGCGCGACGAGUCCGACGCCUCCCGGCCCGACGACAGCCUGACGGACGACGUCGACGACCGGCAGUCCAGUGAGUGUUGUAUGUUGUGUGCUGGACAGCGGCGUCGGCGAGGAGACCACGCCCAGCAGCCAGGCGUGUCCCUCCCACCCGCGCGACGAGUCCGACGCCUCCCGGCCCGACGACAGCCUGACGGACGACGUCGACGACCGGCAGUCCAGUGAGUGUUGUAUGUUGUGUGCUGGACAGCGGCGUCGGCGAGGAGACCACGCCCAGCAGCCAGGCGUGUCCCUCCCACCCGCGCGACGAGUCCGACGCCUCCCGGCCCGACGACAGCCUGACGGACGACGUCGACGACCGGCAGUCCAGUGAGUGUUGUAUGUUGUGUGCUGGACAGCGGCGUCGGCGAGGAGACCACGCCCAGCAGCCAGGCGUGUCCCUCCCACCCGCGCGACGAGUCCGACGCCUCCCGGCCCGACGACAGCCUGACGGACGACGUCGACGACCGGCAGUCCAGUGAGUGUUGUAUGUUGUGUGCUGGACAGCGGCGUCGGCGAGGAGACCACGCCCAGCAGCCAGGCGUGUCCCUCCCACCCGCGCGACGAGUCCGACGCCUCCCGGCCCGACGACAGCCUGACGGACGACGUCGACGACCGGCAGUCCAGUGAGUGUUGUAUGUUGUGUGCUGGACAGCGGCGUCGGCGAGGAGACCACGCCCAGCAGCCAGGCGUGUCCCUCCCACCCGCGCGACGAGUCCGACGCCUCCCGGCCCGACGACAGCCUGACGGACGACGUCGACGACCGGCAGUCCAGCCGGCGGCGUAUGCAGAAACGCGGGCGCUGGCAAAGCGCGCGCUCGUCGACGUCAACAGAACGCUCGGACCGCGGGGGCUCGCCGCCAGCCGCCGCGCGCCGCCGCUGCAAGCGCCGCGCUCACGACCUACAGCCGCCGCCCUCGCGCGACGCGCGCCGCGUGCGUCUCUCGCUCGCCAUGAAGCGCGGCGUCAAGGAGCUGCCGCUGCCGCACGCGCUCAAGAAGUUCGUCAACCUCGGCCGCUGCUUCGAGUUCUAGGUUAGCGAGUGGCGGCGGCUGGGCUUGCACGAAAUCGACUAAACCCCGGUCCGUGAGCACGUAGAAUUUUGUCCAAUGACCCCUAGCUACCCAUCCUUAUCGCUCGCGCGUAAUUAUAUUGAAAGAAAGAAAGAAAGAAACAUUUAUUGCCAUGGACAUCACAGAAGACAAAAGAUGUAAAUAAUAGAAAAAAAAGUAAAUAAGACAUAGGUGACAUAAAACAUACAAUGAAAGUGAAAGUAAAACUGAGCAGUGCCACCCUGUCGCACAGCGAUGUCCAUCGCAAUGGGAUCCCACUCAGCAUAUGCCAUGGCCCCCGGUGAGGGAGGCCACGACGCUAUUGCUAUCGCGACUGUGCGACUGGCACCCGCAGUGAGUGUGCGAGCGCGAUAGCAACAUAAUUACGCGCGAGCAAUAAGGAUGGGUAGCUAGGGGUCAUUGGACAAAAUUCUACGUGCUCACGGACCAGACUAUAUCUGUUGAGGCGCUCGAAAUCGCUCGUGCUGUCGAUGGCGCUGACGAUAUUGGAUAGUAUCGACGAUUUACUAUCAAUAGUUUCGACCUAGUUUUACUAUACUGUCGACAGUCAAAGUCAAAGUCAAAAUUUCUUUAUUUGUUUGGACUAAUAAAUAGUUCUUACAAAUCGUCAUUUUGCUCUUAAGGAGCCUCUACAUGUCUCAUAAUCUUUUUACCCUACCAGCGCUUCGAGACCAACAUUUGGCAAGUGCUGAGAAGAAGCGCCGCAACAAACUCAGUCACCACUGUCUGCCGGUUAAUAUAAAUAAAUAGAAAUAGUAGUAGUAGGUACAUUCGAUUCAGGAGCAGUUCACUGAAUUUACCAUGCAUUAUCAGUGGUGUCGAUAGUAUGAGUGAUUUGGAGCCCUUCCAUAGGCUAUCGAUACUCGAUAUAUACGCAAGCCCAGCGGUGUCGUCGGUGAUCCGAUGUCUGAAGGGUGCCCAGAAACUGUUGCUGCCAUAAUAUAAGUUAUCUAGAACGCAACUUCAACCCUUCCCAAGGCUGAGGCUAUAUAGUUGCCGCAUUUUGAACCCUAUUGACCGGAGACAAUAAGGCUUAAAAACGUUCAAGGGUUGAAUAUUAUAAUAUCUCGCAUCAUCCAGCAAUACUGAGUAUUAAGUCUUCCUACCGGACUCGCUUACCGGUUCCUGUGAGUCAUGAAUAGUAUUAAGGUGAUUUGCACUACAUGCGCCCUUCGACAUAUAAAAGGCUGGAUGACCAUCGCACUGCAUAAGGCGGGUUCUGAUAGUCCUCAAUAGGAGAAUGAGUGCCACUCCUGUCUGUAGCCGAAGGCUGAUGUAUGUAGCAGACGGGAUUCGACUGAAUGAAAAGCUAUUGAGAGGGUGUUUGUUUCGAAGAAUGUCGAUUACAUUACUCUGCUGAUUCGGUGCAAACGCCCUCCGGAUGCGUUGCAGGAAUGAUGUGUAAAUAUUUUGUCGCGAUGGGUACUUUUAUAUGUGACGGGUGGGACAGUUCCGUUCUGCAUUCGCGACUCGUUGCCGGCAGUCGCUAUCAUAAAGUAACCAAUGUGAUUGACCAUUAUAAAUUAGUUCCUUUAAAAGCGAUUCGAACGACAAGUCGAGUUUGUGUAUGGGAAUGUCGUGAUUUACUGCGAUUCUUGUAGUUUAGUCGCGUUAUAGGUAGCCGUCGUGUGACGUCACGCUGGACACUGUUAUGACAUUAGUUAGAUCUGUGACACUGCGUGUCUCAUUUUACGGUGUUUAUCAAAUUAUAAUAUUAAUCACUAUGAAAUUAAUGUAGCCAUAAUGAAUAAUUUUAACUACUACUUACAUGCGACGAUGUUUAAUCGUGCUAAGUCUUACAAAAUGUUAGCUUGAGUAAAAUGACCGACUGAUCUGACUUUUUGCGAAGAGUUUUAGGGAAUAGUAAUAAGAAAUAUAAACAGCCGUAAUUUUAGUAAUUUUAUAAUAUUGCAUGUAAUCCCGGUAUACUAGUUUCCAGCGUGACACCGCUCGGCAUCGAGUCAAGAUUCUAGUUACAUAAUUAACCUAGUCAUUGCUAAGUAAAUAUUUAUUCUCGUUGUACAUAUUUGCGAUAUAUAAUUAGUUUUCUUUCUGUAUAUCGAAUUUGCUGCAGUAAAUCGAUACUUAGCAAUCGCUCAGUUAAUAAUUUCGUAGGUUAUGAAUUGAUUUAUCGGCCCGGAGUCGUGCCGGGUUUAGUUGUCAAUGGUUAAUGUUCAUUUGUUAAGUUCAUUUUGAAGUAUAAACGGUCAAGUGCAGUUGCAAGAAGUUGCAUACCAUGAGUAAGCAAAGCGAUAUUCGGUUGGAUUUAAUCGAUAUUUUUGCAUCGUGGACCUUUUUGAUGCAUUAUUUAUCGAGUCACUUCAAAGAUUUCAAUCGGCUGAGUGACUUGCCAUUUGAACUAUGAACAAGUUUCACGGCGCCGCAGUCGGCACGGCUCCGGGCCGAUCUAUGUUUAUAUUAUUAUGAUAACGUUUGGUGUAAAUACUGUCUUUUGUUUUUGUUGCAACUAAUAUAUAAUUUUAUUGUGAGAGUUACUGUUUUAUGUCUGUGAAUUUAUGAAUUUAUAUUUUGUUCGGAGCUAUCGAUCACAUUUUCGUAUACUUCAUAAGAAAUCCAAAAUCUAAUAUGUGCCUUUGGGGAUUCUUCUGGAGUGUACCGCACCACAUUGAUAUUUAUCAGUGAAAAGUGACGCAAAAUAUAUAUUUAGUUACUACUAUCUAAACGUACGAGCGAGAGAAUGCGUGUUAUAUUUAAAGUAAAAUUAAUACGAAGUAUAUUUAACUUUGCAGUUUUACAAUCGUUUAGCCUACUUGAUACAUAAUCAAUUCGAGUUAGUAAUAUUAAGGACAUACAGUUUCGUAACGCUAAGCGCGUACCGGUUAGACUACGGCAUCUUGUAUCCGAAUGUUAAGGUGGACUCAAUAAAACAGUCAUUUUCAAA
Molecule: messenger RNA, 7167 nt
Organism: Ostrinia nubilalis (European corn borer)
Lineage: Eukaryota; Metazoa; Arthropoda; Insecta; Lepidoptera; Crambidae
Product: EZH inhibitory protein-like
Exons: 13
Coding region: 296-2638 (780 amino acids)
Biological process (GO): protein modification process
Cellular component (GO): cytoplasm
Molecular function (GO): protein-L-isoaspartate (D-aspartate) O-methyltransferase activity
Source: RefSeq, a predicted model, not a curated record